This is a messenger RNA of Sclerotinia sclerotiorum 1980 UF-70, 1302 nucleotides long. RefSeq lists its product as hypothetical. The record is from RefSeq and is a predicted model, not a curated record. Bases 1 to 1302 code for a protein of 433 amino acids. The transcript is spliced from 6 exons. Lineage: Eukaryota; Fungi; Ascomycota; Leotiomycetes; Helotiales; Sclerotiniaceae.
AUGGGGCUAGCUUCAAAGAUGGCAGCUGCGCAACAGGCGCAAAUGGGAGGUGCUCCUGGUCAGCCACCAUAUCCAACUGGCGGUCAACCUCAAUAUGGUCAAGGUCAAGGUCAGCCUUAUCAAGCCUACCCAGGCGGCCCACCACCACAACAGGGAGGAGCUCCACCCCGUUCUGGACCUUUGGGUUACGUCCCUGGUGGAAGCUCGAUCCCUCCUCAAGCAGUGAAACAAUCCCUUAUGCAGACUAUCCAGGAGAAGAACUUGGGUAAUUUCUUCAGAAACCCUCAAAUACUUGAUCAGAUCUGCGCCGUUGCUCCUCAAAAAAUCGAUCAACUAUGUCAAGCCUGGAAUGUACCCAAGGAAUUGGGUGCUGAUAUCGUAAAGCUUGCUUUAUUCGAUAUUAUUCUCUUCGUUGAUGACAGUGGUUCUAUGAUUUUCCAGGAGAAUGGUAGCCGUAUCGAUGACAUGAAGCUUGUAUUGGGAAGAGCUGCUUAUGCUGGAUCUUUGUUCGACGCCGAUGGAAUCGAAGUUCGCUUCAUCAACAGUGAAGUUCAAGGCAAUCACAUCCGCUCCGAGCCAGAAGUCGAGCAACUUGUCCAACGCGUCAAUUUCAAGGGAUUGACUCCAUUGGGUGCACAACUCAGGAAUAAGGUUGUUGAGCCAUUGAUCAUGAGCAAGGCGAGAUCCAAUGCACUUCAAAAACCAGUUUUGGUUAUCGUUAUUACCGAUGGACAACCAGAUAACCAAGAUGAAGUUUUCCAAGUUGUUAAGAACUCCUCAGCCGAGCUCGCACGUACUCAAUAUGGCAAACAAGCCAUUUCUUAUCAAUUUGCACAAGUCGGUAACGACAAGCAGGCUACCGAAUUCUUGAAGAAACUCGAUGAUGACAAAAGUAUCGGAGAUUUGAUUGACUGUACAUCCAACUUCGAAGCCGAACAAGAUGAAAUGGCCCGAACCAAUCCAGGAACCGAAUUGACUCCUGAUUUGUGGUUGUUGAAGCUUUUGGUUGGUGCCAUUGAUUCUUCUUACGAUACCAAGGAUGAAUCUGGAAGCCGUCCUCAACCACCUCCAGGUCAAUAUGGACAGCCACCACAAGGCCAAUAUGGUGCUCCUCCUCCUCAGGGCUACGGACAACAACAACCUGGUGGAUACCCUCCACAACAAGGUCAAUAUCCUCCUCCACCCCAACAGGGACAAUAUCCUCAACAAGGCCAAUAUGGUGCUCCUCCCCCAGGUGGUGCUUAUCCCGGCCAACAACAAUACAGACCAGGUGGAGGUCCACCCGUUCCUCCUCGUUACUAG